CGGCUCGGCGUCGCUAUGGUAACGCAGCCGCUUCGCUCGCAGCUCCUUUUCUCGCCCCGCCCCGCCCCGGUCUCGCGAGAGCGGCCGGGCCGGCGGGGAGGCCGGGGCGCUCAGGGGCCUUUUCAAACGCAGCGGCAGUCGCAGGAGCGCGGCGAGGAAAUGGCGGAGAACGACAAGCCGGAGGCGGGGGUGGUUGUCGCGCCCCCGCGACCGGCGGAGGAGGCCGCAGCCGCGCUCGAGAUCCAGCCUCAGCCGCAGGCUCAGCCUCAGCCGCAGGCUCAGGCUCAGCAGCAGGACGAGGCGGCGGCGGCAACGGUGGCAGCAGCAGCGGCAGCCGAGAGCGGUGGCGGCAGCGCCAAUGGCGUCAAAAUGGAUAAUGAUGAGACGACAAAGGAAGAGAAGGCUCCUGUGAAGGAAAAGUAUGUUCCAAAACCAAAGGCAAUUCCAUCUCUUGGAAACAAGAAUAGAUUCCACCCCUAUUCAAAGGAUAAGAAUUCGGGCACCGGAGAAAAGAAGACUAUUAACCGUAAUAGAGUUUUCAUUAGCAACAUCCCAUAUGACAUGAAAUGGCAAGCUAUUAAAGAUCUCAUGAGAGAGAAAGUUGGUGAGGUUACAUACGUGGAGCUGUUUAAGGAUGCUGAAGGAAAAUCAAGGGGUUGUGGUGUGGUCGAAUUCAAAGAUGAAGAAUUUGUGAAGAAAGCUUUAGAAACAAUGAACAAAUAUGACCUUAGUGGAAGACCCCUGAAUAUCAAAGAGGAUCCUGAUGGUGAACAUGCUCGCAGGGCAUUGCAGCGUGUAGGAGGACCAUUCCCAGGAGGACAUGGACCCGAUAUGGCACCUGGAUUGAUGAAUUUACCACCUUCUAUUCUCAAUAAUCCAAACAUUCCUCCUGAGGUUAUCAGUAAUUUGCAGGCUGGCAGACUUGGGUCCACUAUUUUUGUUGCUAAUCUUGACUUUAAAGUUGGUUGGAAAAAAUUAAAAGAGGUAUUCAGUAUUGCUGGAACCGUAAAACGUGCAGACAUCAAAGAAGACAAAGAUGGCAAGAGUCGAGGAAUGGGAACAGUGACUUUUGAACAAGCAAUUGAAGCAGUUCAAGCAAUAUCUAUGUUCAAUGGACAGUUCCUGUUUGAUAGGCCCAUGCAUGUAAAAAUGGAUGACAAAUCUAUUCCGCAUGAAGACUUCCGUGUAGGAGACAACAAAACACCACAAUUACCCCGUGGCCUUGGAGGCAUUGGAAUGGGACUCGGACCAGGUGGACAGCCCAUCAGUGCAACCCAGCUGAGCAUGGGUGGAGGAAUGGGGAAUAUGGGACCUGGAGGUAUGGGACUGGAUGGCCCAGGAUUUGGAGGAAUGAACAGAAUGGGAGGAGGGGUUAUUGGAUAUGGAAUGGAAGGCAUGACUAACAUGGGUGGAUUUGGUGUCAGCAGAAUGGGAGAAAUGUUCCGUGGUGGAAUGGGAGGAAGAAUGGAAAGAGAUUUUGGUAGCAGUGAUAUGGCCCUGAACCGUGGCUUUGGAGAUUCUUUUGGAAGAAUGGGUGGUGCAAUGGUUGGUGGUUUUGCAGGAGGAAUGGGAACUCCUAGCAUGGGCCCAGUAGGAUCUGGAAUGAGUGGUGGAAUGGGUGGUAUGAACAGUAUGACUGGAGGAAUGGGAAUGGGGAUGGACCGAAUGAGCUCUAGCUUUGAUCGAAUGGGACCAGCAAUGGGAGCUGGCCUGGAAAGAAACAUCGAUAUGGAUCGAGGAUUUGUAGCUGGCCCAAUGGGAAGUGGCAUGAGAGAGAGACUAGGCUCUAAAGGCAACCAAAUAUUUGUCAGAAAUCUGCCUUUUGACUUGACCUGGCAGAAACUGAAGGAGAAAUUCAGUCAAUGUGGACACGUAAUGUUCGCAGAAAUAAAAAUGGAGAAUGGAAAAUCAAAAGGCUGUGGAACAGUCAGAUUUGACUCGCCAGAAUCUGCUGAAAAGGCCUGUAGAAUAAUGAAUGGCAUAAAAAUCAGUGGCAGAGAAAUUGAUGUACGCUUGGAUCGCAAUGCAUAAUUUAAAACUGUGUGUUCAGGAACAUUCCUAUGUCUGUUUAGCUUCUCUAUCCUAGUAAGUCAUUUUUAGUAACAUUGUAUGCUUACAAAAGCUGUAAAAACGAACUUUUAAAUCCCACCAGCCUUUAACAGUAUAGUGUUUAAUAUACUGUGAUUCUUGUUAACUGAAUCUUACUAUGUUUGGUUUUUAAAGACAGCUGCCUGUUUUUUGGAGGCACUGAGCACCUGCAGGUCCCAUUACAGAUGGUGGAAGCUGUGGAUGCUCUGCACCUUUGGAGAAUUAGGCCAAGUGUCUCUAGUCAUUCAGUUUAAAUGAAUGGUUAUACCGUUUUUAAUAAAAUAAGCCAUUUUCUCUGUUAAUCUCAAGAUUGCAUAGUGGGAUAUGUUUAGUGUUUCAGAUUUUUCCCCCAUCCUGUAUCAACAUUGUAAUGUAAAAAUUUAGACUUUUUUUCAGAAUUUUGCUUUUAUAUAUGCAUUGUAGUUACACUGUUUAUUCUUGAUCCUAAAAGAAAAGGGCUCCAAGUAGGCUGUGAUGCUUUUUGUUCUACUUUUAAGAUUACUUUUAAGCCAUGGUUUAGAAGUUCUGUAAAUAAGUUUUAGAGCCCAGAGGGAGUUUUGGAUUUUUUUUAUUUCACUAAAUGAAGAAAUUGAUCCUUA
Messenger RNA from Alligator mississippiensis (American alligator), 2687 nucleotides. RefSeq names its product myelin expression factor 2 (gene MYEF2). Bases 16 to 2031 code for a protein of 671 amino acids. The transcript is spliced from 17 exons. NCBI's taxonomy places the organism in Eukaryota, Metazoa, Chordata, Crocodylia, Alligatoridae. The record is from RefSeq and is a predicted model, not a curated record. Gene Ontology annotation, cellular component: post-mRNA release spliceosomal complex; cytoplasm; nucleus. Gene Ontology annotation, molecular function: mRNA binding. Gene Ontology annotation, biological process: regulation of mRNA stability involved in response to oxidative stress.